AUGGCAAACGAAACCGCGUUGGACCCUAAGCAGCAGCAGGGACGCAUUCUGGCAUCUACUCCGCCGUCCAAACGACGAAGUAGGCGCGACAUCUACUACUGGCUUGAGUCGCUUGCCGUCUUCUCUCAUAGCGUUAGUUUGUCAUUCACAGCUUCUAUGUACUCAAUUUGCUGGACGUUUUUGUCCCUAUGGCCGCUCUUGCUUAUUUAUUUGGUGUGGAUGAUUAUUGACAAAGCAUUCGUCUCUGGUCGAAUUCGUACACAAAUGUGGUUACGAAAGCUGGCUCCGUACAAUUGGUUCUGUAACUAUUUCCCAAUCCGUCUUCACAAGACAGCUGAGCUUGAUCCAAAUGGGUCGUAUAUUUUCGGGUAUCAUCCACAUGGUAUCCUGUCGCUAGGAGCUUUUGGUGCCUUUGGAACAGAAGGUGCUCAUUUCAGUGAACUCUUUCCUGGGCUGAGUAUGUCAGUACUUACCCUUAAUUCCAAUUUUUACGUGCCUUUGUAUCGCGACUAUCUGUUGGCUCUUGGCGUCAUGUCCGUAUCACGGAGUUCAUGUGUCAAUCUUCUGAAACGCGGCAAUGGAAGCAGUGUUCUAAUUGUGAUUGGGGGUGCUCAAGAAAAGUCUGCUUGCUCGUCCUGGCACCAACAAGCUUACAUUUAUGACCAGGUGGACAACAACCCUCGCUCUCGCAUUUACCGGUGUCAAGCUAUCAUCAAGCGGGUAGCAGGGUUUACGAUACCGCUAUUUUAUGGUCAAGGCUUUUUUAACCGCACGUUUGGACUGAUGCCGUGGAGAAAACCUAUCAAUAUUGUGGUUGGGGAACCACUCAAAUUACCUAAGAAAGACAACCCAACAUACGAAGAACUCGAUACAGCGCAUACCGAGUAUAUUCGCCGUUUGCGCAAUAUAUGGGAUACAUAUAAAGAUGAGUUUUUGCCAGAUCGCAAUGCAGAGCUCGAACUGGCUUUCUAG
Molecule: messenger RNA, 972 nt
Organism: Schizosaccharomyces japonicus yFS275
Lineage: Eukaryota; Fungi; Ascomycota; Schizosaccharomycetes; Schizosaccharomycetales; Schizosaccharomycetaceae
Product: diacylglycerol O-acyltransferase Dga1
Exons: 3
Coding region: 1-972 (323 amino acids)
Biological process (GO): triglyceride biosynthetic process; lipid droplet formation
Cellular component (GO): lipid droplet; endoplasmic reticulum membrane; perinuclear endoplasmic reticulum
Molecular function (GO): diacylglycerol O-acyltransferase activity; acyltransferase activity, transferring groups other than amino-acyl groups
Source: RefSeq, a predicted model, not a curated record